Molecule: messenger RNA, 12578 nt
Organism: Podarcis lilfordi (Lilford's wall lizard)
Lineage: Eukaryota; Metazoa; Chordata; Lepidosauria; Squamata; Lacertidae
Source: the annotation of a GenBank genome assembly
GCUUUCCUAUCCCUGCUCGGGCAGGUGGGAGAGGCUGAAACAGCAGCAGCAGCAGCAGCAGCAGGAGCCGCGUGGGACGUCACUGGGUGACCUGCCUUUGCCGGACGGCCCCGCGCGGGAGGAGACUCUCUAAAGGGACGAGGGAUCUCUUUUGUCCUUCGGGGCUGCCUGGAAAAAAGACAGCUUCGCAGCUCGGGCGGCAGCCCUUUCCCCGCUCUCCCGCUGCUGCUGCGUGGGGCGGCAACUUUUGCAGGGAGCCCCCUGUCAACUCAUGCCAAAAGUGGGUGUCCGCCUCUCCCGAAGGUCCUGGAAGGAGAAAGCAAGGGCGGCCGCUGCCCUCCGCCUCUCCUUGAGAAGGCGGGAGCGAAGCAAAGGGGGUUUCAUAACUGGCCAAAUCCCAGAUGGGGAGCAGUGAUAAAAGAGAGAUCGCAAAGUGGGGAGAGUUGGGAGCCGAGAGGUUUGCAGAGUGAGGCCAACCCCGGAUCCUUGGGGCGGGAGGCUUUGCCGCCUGCUGAGCCACCCCAGCCCCGCCCCAGAUCUUUGGGGUGCGCUGGGGUGCAGGCCGAGGCGCUGGCUGCCAAUUUAUUGAUUAAGCAGCGAGGCGCGAUGCUACUUGCGAGCGCAUGUAGAGCCCGCCCGCUUUGACUUUGGGAAGGAGUUGGGGAGGGGGGUCCUUGGCUUCCUACUGCUCCAGGCAGGGCCCCUUGCCCCAAUCUGAAGGCGGCUCCAGUCUCCUGGGCAUGGAGGUCCCGGGGAGUUGCGCCGAGCUCCCGCUGCCCCACGACCUGAAGGAUCUGGAGAGCAAAGUAGGGCAGAAGGCCCCGGACGGGCUGCUCCGCUGGCUCAGGGAGGAUCCCGCCGCUCAUCUGCUCCGGAGCAGCCCCAGCCGGGGUCUGCGCCACGGCCUGGGAGAGAAGAUCAAGGCACUGAAGCUGGAGCUGGUGAGUUCUGCUGCCCCCAUUUUUUGGGUUACCUGUGGGGUGACAGGGGAAAAGCACGACUCGAAACUCCCUUUCUUUUCUUUUUAUCGAUGGAGCUAGAAGCACGCCCUCCCUGCUCUCGUGAAACAGGGCAACGAUUCAUUCCCAUCCUAACAGCUCAGUGGUAUAUAAAAAAAGCCUUCCCAUGAACUCAGACCAUUGGUCCGUCCAGCCCUGCCGGCCUGCUCUGAUUGGCAGAGGUCUCCUCCCAGCUCUGGCAGAGAUCCUGGGACCUUCUAAACGCAUGCUGUACCCACUGGGCUACAUGGCCUUUCGGGGGGUAGGUGGACAGUGCCUUCCCAUCCUCACUGCUAGGAUUUGCCACCAUCCACUUCUUCAUACAGUCCUCCUUUUGUGUGCGAGAGAAGUGAUUGGCAACUCUGUCCAAGUUCCGCCUCUGCUGUGCCUUCCAGUUUGGGAUUGAGAAUCUGCGUUUUCUAAACCCAAAUGUUUGGGACAAUAAGUGUGCAUCAUUUCUUUGCUGGGGAGGGAGCUCCAUUUAUCCAGAGGAUCUGUUACUUUACAUUUGCAUCACAUUACAUUUGUUAACUGCACCCCAACCGUUUAUACGUGCAUCUUUUCAGUCCAAUUCAUGUAGUAGCUGAUUAUUAGAAUCAUAGGAAGGGGUCUCAGAGGUCAUCCAGCUCAACCCCCUACUGAUGCAAGAACUCCAGUAUUGCAGCAUCUGUGAUAAGUGGCUGCUUCCACUUGAACCUCAGGUCACAGCAAACCAGUUCUAAUGCGCACAAAUCAUGUAUUGCCUGUCGUAAGUGACUCUGCUGGAACGGUGCUUCUAGCAAUAAUCAACCAGUCUUUCCCUUUCUAUGUUUUUCCUGCCAUCCCCUGCCAUGAGAGAGUGGCUGUGGGAUUGUGGCCCUCCAGAUGUUGUUGGUCUACAACUCCUAUAAUCCCCAACCACUGGCCAUGCUGGUUGGGAGCGAUGGGGUUUGAACAACAACUGGAAUGCUUCCCUGCAUUUCAGAUGCUGGAGGCAGGAAGGCGUUUCAAGUCCCGAGUCCGUUUCACAGACCAACUGAGGGUCUUGGGACCCAUGGUGUCAAUUCAGCCAAUGUUUCAGUGGAAAUUUGAUUUCAGUGGAAAUCUGGACUGAUUAAGCACAUACUCUUUCUAUAUAUGUUUUUGAGAUAUUGGCUAGAAUGGGAUAUUUGGUGAUGGACUGAUGCUGAAGAGCUAGGGAUACACAGAGUAAGUAAAGCACCAUUGGAUGCAGUGGGACAUACUCCCAAGUAAGCAUGCGUAGGAGUGCAGUUUGCACUAUAUACAUUUACACAUAUACAGACACAUGCUAUAUAAAUAUAAUGGGUGUGUAGAGGCUGGCAAAGUGUUGUUGCUGAGAUUGUGAACUAUGAACGGAGAAGCUCAUGGCUCAAAUCUCAUCUCAGUCAUGGGCUUACUAAGGUCACUCAGUCUUAGCCUCAGCCUCUCUUCUGCAAUUGGGGAUCCUAACAGUGGCCCACCUUACAGGAAUGUUUUGAGAAUUGCUAAAAAAUAAUGACUAUGAAAUGCUUCAAACACUUUAAAUGCACAGUACAAAUGCUAAAUGUUGUUGUCUGCAAACUUUUGAUGCAAUCCAAUAUACAUGCCUACUGAGAAGUGAGUCUCAUUGUCUUCAGUGGAUCUUACUUCCAGGUGAGUUCAAAUACCCACUGCCGGGAGCCUUUUCCAACUUGCCUGUUAAUGUGACAAAAAUGCAAUAAACGGCAGGAAUAUCAAUCUAAUCCAUAGAUAUUGCUGAUGAAAUUAUCCUGAGCCUUUUAUUAUCUUCCACUUAGAUCUUGGCAUGGAAGUGAUCCUUUCCCAGACAUCAGAACAAUAAGAAAUGUGGUUUAUUGUUAGAUUGCUUCCUCAGGGAGAAAAUAGUAUACAAGGGUACAGCCUCUUGUCCUCCACAGAUUGGCUGGCUCUUUGCCUAAGGGAUACAUCUGCUCCACAGCAUGAGAAAGAUGCUCUUGAGGUCUCUGAACUGGUAGAAAGACUGCGGGGAGGAGGUUGAAGGCGGCAUUCAGCUUCAUUUAUCAUCCAUUCAGUUUCAAAUGCUGAGGUUUUUUUAUUUGCAAGGAUGCUGAGAAAUGGGGGAAGAAAACAGUUGGGAUACAUUAGCUCAGAGCUAAUGCUAACUUUGGAGACUGAUUUCCAAAUAUGGCAAGUCCCACUGCCUUGGGCACACCCUUCCAUAUGAAUGCAAAUAAAAUAAAAUAUCAGUGUAGCCUGCCUGUAUCCAUUUGCACAUACCUAGAUGUUUCUUAGUGGAAUAAGCAGUGGGUCUGGCAAGCUACUUGCCCCAAACGGCAAUUACUAACCCCAGGAACGCGAGAGGGUAGCUAGCUGUAAUUGCAGUAGUGAAUUCUGCAAAGAUUUGUGGAUGGCCCAGUUUCACUAUCCUCUAACUGAGAUGAAGGUAGAGGAUGACAGUAACCUGUGACCACUUAGUGAGCUAUAGCUGAGAUAUAACUUGCACUGGGAACUUCUUGCCUCAUCAAAACUCCUGCUCUUCGCCCUUAAGUUAGACCAGUUGCUGGAUUGCAUCAAGUCUUUUUGAAACAAGUGGGAUAUUUUCUAUUUAGACUGAAGUCAGGGGUUUGUUGCACAUACGCUGAUGAGGCCAAAUUUUUCAUUCAUUCAUUCAUUUUAUUAAAUUUGUAUACUGCCCUUCAUCCACAGAUCUCAGGGCGAGUCAAAACACAAAAUUACAACAUGAAAAGCACAAAAUACAUAAUAAGUAGGAACCAAAACAAACCAAUAAUCUCCCCUCCCUCAACACAUUUAAAAGGGCAUUGGAUUCUAAUCAGCCAAAGGUCUGUUUAAGAGGAAUUUUUUUUUUGCCUGGUGCCUAAAGGUGUAUAAUGAAGGCUCCAGCCAAACCUUCCUAGGGAAAGCAUUCCACAAACAGGGAGCCACUGCAGAAAAGGCCUGUUCUCAUGUUGCCAUCUUCCAGAUCUCACGCAGAGGAGGCACAUGAAGAAGAACCUCAGAUGAUGAUCGCAGGGUCUGGUCAGUUCAUAUGGGCAGAGGCAGCUCCUGAGCCAUUUAAAGCUUUAUGGGUCAAAAUCAACACUUUGACUUGGGCUCAGAAACUAAUUCGCAGCCAGUGCAGCUGGAUUCUAAUUGUACUUUGCACAACUGAUUUCUCAAUUUGGUUACAAUCCUAAAAGACAGAGGGACCUGAUUUUACUAGCGGCAAACACAAAGAGGAAGUUUGUGUCUGUUCUUAAUCCCUGGGAAAGUUGGGAUUUGGAUCAAACCAGAAAAUGUGCUGCUUGAUCCCCAUUAAUCACUAAUUAAUAUUAAUACCAAGUGCCUUUGGGGCGAACACUGUGCCACUGCAGCAGCACUUGAGAGAUAUCAAGCAGGGAGGAAUGAAAUCCCAGUAUCUGUUUUUUUUAAAAAACAACACCCAACCAAUUCUUUGUACUACUCAACAUUAUUUGCAAAUCAUGGCCCAUUUUGCUAAAGCUCUCCUUAGCAUCUUGCUUUUGAACAGAUAUGCAGGCAGAUAUGGUACUUGUCAGUGUAAGAGAGCAGGGGAACUUAGCAUGCCCAUAAAUAUGACAGCUGAGAGGCCUUGGCGCACAGAACUCAGAAUCACCGGGUUGUCUCAAUUUCUGUAUUCUUCCUUUCUUUCUCAGGCUAAGAUUAAGUGUAAACAGUUACACUGCAUUGCUUUAGAUCUUGGGCCUAUAUAUAUAGGCCCAAGAUCUGAAACAACACAAUGUAACUGUUUGCACUUAACCUUAUACUUAUAUAUAUGGUACCUUUUGGGUAUUCAAUGUACUUAGAGUAGGGAUGGGGAACCUGGGUCCUCCACAAGUGGCUGGACUCCAACUUCCAUCAGCCGUAGCUGUAGUCCAGCAAUAUUUGGAAGGCCACCAUUUUCCCUCCCCUGCCUUACAGGAAUGUUGUACGGUGUGUCCUACAUUGAAAUGUGAGGCUCAAAGCCAACUUGUAAGUUCAUGGUUGUGCCAUCCCUCCAGGCAGGAAUUGGAAAUGACCAUAAGGGGCAAUGACUGGUGGGUGUUUGAGUGGAAUAAUAAUAAUAAUAAUAAUAAUAAUAAUAAUAAUAAUAAUAAAUAUACUGGUGGAGGAGGGUUAGCCUCUUCCUUUUUACUGUUGCCCUGGAUUAUUAGGCGGGGGGAUAGACAGGUGCUUGUUUUUAGGACAAAAAAUAAUAUGUCCUACAUAACAUGUCCCCUGCCAACCUAACAGUUUGAAAGUACAUCAAAGUGCAAGUAGAUAAAUAGGUACUGCUCCGGCGGGAAGGUAAACGGUGUUUCUGUGCGCUGCUCUGGUUUCGCCAGAAGCGGCUUAGUCAUGCUGGCCACAUGAGCCAGAAAAAACUCGGCCAGUAAAGCGAGAUGAGCGCCGCAACCCCAUAGUCGUUCGUGACUGGACUUAACUGUUAGGGGUCCUUUACCUUUACAUAACAUGUGGUUCUGCAUGUUUGGUGCCAGUGUGGUGUAGUGAUUAGAGUGCAGGACCUGUGAGGCCAGGGUUCAAAUCCCCACUCAGCCUAAAUUGUGUGUGUGUGUAAGAGAGAAAGCGGCAGAGUGGAAUCAUGUGUGAAGAACAUGUUUCCACAUGAGACUCCUUAUCUGUCUUUGGAUAUGUGGGUGGAAGCUUGCUCAGGGCAAUGGUAUCCCCACCCAUGUUGUGCUUGCCAUGCAAAUAUGUUACACAGAUGUACCCAAAUGUGGAUUAAUGCAGUUCUUAGAGAUGGGGUGGGAGUUUGUCAUCUGUACAUGAUUGGUACAAGAAGCUGCAGGUCCCAAUGGUUUUAGCAAUUUCAAGGAGCCACUUCGCGUUCGGUGGCUGGUUGUUAAAACUUGCUUUUUGUACAGCCCUAGCUCCACCACUAUCAGAUAACUUCACUGCAAUCUUUCAGCCCAGACCUUACUCUGUUUAUUCAAAAGUAAGUCACUUAAGAGUAAGGUAUUUAGAAUACUGGCCUUAGUGCCCUGAAUCCUGUACUUGCUGCAAUGCCUAGCGUCCUUAAUAAUGCAAUGUCUCAUUGUACUCCGAAGGCACGUGAGGCCACCUCCUUGCUGAAAUGAAACAGAUCUGGGUCUGGUCCAUGCCUAGAUGGGUGACUAGCUGGGAAUUGCGUGCCUUCCUGCUUGGGUUCUAGAUGAAAAAUAGGUGUGUUAUGAAUGUAAACAAAUAAGUUUAAGAAACAUGCUGUGAGCUUAUACUUCGACUGAUCAUUCACUUGGCAGUCAUUAAGAGGCAGGGUUUUUUCAGUAAUAUACCACUGAAAUGCAUUGUGGCCUUAAACGCCUUACACUAAAAAAUAAACAAGUGUUUUUUUGUUUUGUGAAUUGGUUUGACACAGUCCUGGAAAGGGACUUCAAAGAACUCUUCUGCUGCACAGUUAAGACCCUGAUGACCCAUUCAGUGGAACAUCCUAUACGUUUCUGCCAGCAUCAAACUGUGUUUACAUAAUUAUUGGCCCACAAAGGAAUUUGUCUUCCUUCUUAGUUUGUGGUGGUUUUCUGUCCCUUGUUAAUCAAUCAAAUUGAAUUCUUACAUAUUUUACCAUCCCCGGGCAUAGAAGAUAUACCAUGGAGAUAUAUUGCUAGCUCCUAGCACAUUAUGGUAGCCAUUGUGGUGCCCUACAGGUCCUAGUGGACUCCAGUUCCCAUCAUACCUGACCCUGACUGUUGUCCAUCCAGGCUGGGACUGCUGGGAAGUGUAGCCUAAGAACAACUGAAGGGCACCAGGUUGACGAAGGCUGCUCUAUGGGAACAUCAGCACAGACGUUUUUAUAAGGUCCAGGGGGACAUAUCCAGGGUAUCCCUGUGGUCCACAUGCAGUAGGAUAUUUAGACUGUUCCCCUAACAAUCUGCACCACAGUCAGAGCCAUUUUUAUUUAAGUGUGCAGUCCAGAGAUGUAGGCCCUAUCACCACUGUAUUUUCUUUAAACCUAUAGCAAUUUAGGUCUUAACAUGUUUUAAAAGACGCAAUGGAAGCAGAGACUCUGGAAAACAAUUCAGAAGCCUAUGCUCACUGCCUGCAUCCAUCCAAUUUCAGACUGAACACAUUCAUUCCGCCCACUGGGAAUUGCCACUACAAAGCAGUCACAUCUCUUUAAAGAACAGCUGCUGUUCUGUUUAUUUGCCUUUAUUCAAAAAUAGAACUAUACAUUUGUGCAAUAGGAUCCAUGUCCUGCAGACCUGCCAUUUGUUCUCUGGUCUUUUCCUGGUUUUUAAAAAGCACUUCCUGGACAAGUAUUUCCUUAGUCACAGUUCCUCCAUCUGUUCAUUCAGACUUCCCCUUUCCAAGACCAGCUGCAAUGGAAGUGCAAAACUGCUGGUAUGUAAAUAUUAUUUUGCCACCUCAAGCCCAUGUAAAAUGUCUUGAAACCUGUAACCCAAAACUAGUUAUGGGGUAUUAUCGAAGGAAAAGUGGACACGAUUAACACUUCGCCAUUCACUGUUAAGUGCCCAACUGAGUGCCCUGGCCAAUUACCGGUAACUCUGCUCUCCAAAAAAGGAAGAUUUAUUCCAUGUCUGAGCUCAUGAGCAGAAACUGUGAGAAUAUAUCUACAUCUAUUCAAGUCAUCUGUACCUGAAACAGAUCUGGUCUAGUACUAAUUAUUCUCCACUGAAUACAUUGGAAUCUGGCACUCUAAUAGUCAUCGCCAGUACUGAUUUUUGGUAUCAAUUAGUUAGUUAAAGUUCUUUUUCUUUUAGAAGAAGAAAAGGAGGGUUUCAAUGUUUAUACAUACAUUUCAGAGCAGCUCUUCAUGUUGGAGUUGCUGCAGGAAACACAAGUAUCACACUGGUGCUUCUUGCAGUAACUCUGUACAUUUCAAAUGCUAUGCACCCCGAUUGGAUUAGACGUCUGUACACAAAGAUGCAGGUCAACAUUAUACCUGCACUUUUGACAUCUGCUGUGGGAAGCACUAAUGUAAUGCUGGUGUUGCCUGCUGAAAUCAUAAUGUGUCAAGCUGCCCUUAGUUGAUGGCUUUCAUGCUUUCUGUGGGUUGGUCUUCAUUGGCCUUCGGUGGUGCACUUGGUCUCUAGGUGAAGACAGGCCUGCUGUUUGUUUUCCCGUUUCGCUAUGUGCUGUUGGAACUGUUUCUCCUCUGUCCAUGGUGCUCACAUGCCUCAUCAGCUAGUUCAAUGGCAUCUUGUCCAGCUGGAAUCAUUUACCAAUACCGCUGCCUUUGAAUCUAGCCUAAUAAAUCAAAACUUCUCUAAACAAAUCAUUUGCUAGCUUUUCAAGAUCCUUGCCUCUCUUCCGAGUUUGUGGCAGCAUCGUGGAGUUUUGUGCUGGCUGCAUUCAAGAGCAAAUGCUGUGUACAACUGGGAGAACUUUGACGGAACUCAGCUUCUCCUUGUGAAACCUGGGGACUGAUUCAUAAACUGUGUUUUUUAAAGAAUGCUGGAUUAUGCUUUUUGUUAGGAGCUGUUUACCACUGGUUUAUAUACAAAGGCCUCUGAUCUUCACCAUGCCACUGCAUUGGGAGGGGGAAAGGUUUGAGGGAGCUUGUGGAAAUGAGGUAGCUACAGGAAAAAAUGGUUUCUGUGGAAAAACUCAACCACAAAACCAGGAAAGAUGUAAUGGCUGGUUUUUGUUUUUUAAGGGGGGAUUCUAGGUAGCUUAAGUGAAAUUUAUUGCAGGCCCAACAGGGUUUUUUUUGGGGGGGGGGGGAAAUUGUCUUCCUGAGGGGCAGUAAAUUCUCAUGCGAUACAUGGGGCAUUCUGGUGAGACCUCUGUUGUCACUGCAUUUCAUUUCAGCCACCUGGUGGUUUUCCCUCAUUUUCAUUGUUGCCUGCCACAUGGAGCACAUGAGAAGCUCCUGGCCGAACUGAGAGAAGUCCAGUGCCAAGAACCACCCCUUGCCAGUUGGCAUUGUUACUGUAUUUAUUUAUAUUUGCAUCGUCAGACUUUGGUGGUUCUUCAUGGAAGCAGGGCCCUUGCACUGAGUGGCCAAGGGGAAGGGCCAUAGCAUGCAGAAUGCCACAAUUUCAGUUCCCAGCAUCUCCACUUAGGAUCAUGUUAGGAGAAACCCCUUCCUGAAUCUCUGGAGUCACCACCAGUCAGUGCAGUCAAGACUGAGCUAGAUUCUCAUGUUCCUGUGCUAUACAUACAUUUAUGAAGUAUCUCCAGUUCACCUUCCAGAAGGUCUUCCAUUCCAUAUCUCUUGCAGCUUAUAGUUUCAUACUGCAUUUUCUUUCCUAUCCCACAGGCCUACCUGAGAGCAAUAGACAUCAAGAUCCUACAGCAGCUAGUAGCAGUGCACGAGGGCAUAGAGGCGGUGAAGUGGCUCCUGGAGGAGAAAGGGACGCUGACCAGCCGCUGCAGCAGCCUCACCAGCAGCCAGUACAGCCUGGUGGAGAGUCAAGAGACAUCCCGGCGGGGCAGCUGGAACAGCCUUCAAGACCCCAAUGAUAAGUUGGACAGUAUCUCCAUUGGCAGCUAUUUGGACACACUUGCUGAUGAUAUGGACGAGUAUGGGCAAAGCUCUUCCAUGGAACCAAUAAUGUCUUCUACCCCAGGCAGGCCACUGGCCAGAGCCGAGCUGGAAAGAUCAAAGACUGACCUAGAUAGGGCUUUUCCUGCCAAGGGUGAGAAAGAGCUGGAGAAAAGCAAAACGUGCCUUGAGAGGGUCCCCGUUAAAAGCCAGAGUUCAAGUGAACCAAACAGAGCUGCUGGGCAGUCACCACCAAUGGCCAAUGGGAUAUUGGGCAGAAAUGUCCCAGGGCUGGAGCAAAGCACUGAGGUUAAUUUACCCUUGGCAGCUGCCAAGCAGUUGAGCAGCCCAGCAGCAAAGGCCUUGAGGAGCAGCAAAGUUGACAUGGAGAACUGCAAGUUGAAUAGCAGGAGGCACUUGGAGUAUGAUGCCCAUUGGCAGUGGGUUCAGUCUCAAGACGAUGUGACAUUCUUGUAGCAUCCCAGACUUGCUGCCUGGGCUAGCAGGUUAUGGGCUCAGGGCCUCAUGCAGCUACAGUAGUUUGCACUUUGGAUUGGACCAUCUGUUUUCCUUGCCAAAAUGGUUGCUUCUGUUUGCUGCAUUUGCUGGUGGACACAGCAUAGAGUUGCAUGGUUCUUCCUUGUCAUUAACCACCUCUAGGAACAGCUCUUGGGUUGAGCGAUACCUGUUGGGGGGGUUCUUGGCCUUCCAUCAUGGCAUCCUUCAGUCUUGUGCAAUAUUGUUUCUAGUCUCUGAGAGAGAUGCUGCGUUGUCAUGUGUGGCACAUCACUGCUUCCACGCAUCCAUGAGGUUUGGAGAAACAUCUUCAUCUUAAGAGCAACAAGGCGCACAUACCUUGAUGCAACCCACAUGGCUUUCCUUGGGAGAACUCUGCCCCCUAUUCUUCCUGUUAAUGGAGAGUUGUUUGUGGAUUUCAGAUGGGAAGCAGAGUCACGCCUUUGACACCACUUCCUCUUCUCAUCUGUUUCAUUAUUAUGCACCUUGAUGGGGAGAUUAUCCCUCCUUUGCUCAAUAGUUCAGCAAAGUCCCAGGUUUAAGAAAGGAAUGGGAAAACAAAUUCUGGUUUGUUUGCAGCACUCACCAUGAUGAGCAUUCCUCUCUGCUCUUCACUGCCUCCACCUGAGCUGGAGCAGAGGAAAAUCAGGGAGGAGUGGGGGCGGGGGCAGUAACCAUUCCUGCUGUCCUGGUGUGCAUCAAAGGCACUUGAGAAGGGCUAGAGCAGGAAUGGGGACACUCAGAUCCAGGGGACAAGCGCAGCCCUCCAGACUUCUCUGUCUGGCCUGUAGGGAUCCCCUACAGACUGCUUUCCCCCAGCUACAUUCUUCUGUGGCCACAGCCCUCACCAGUCCUACUUUGCAUCCUCCUUGGGUGUUUUUGUCUGGCUGGAAUGUGUCCUUGAACUCUGAAAAUGCUUCUUCGUUGCUUGGAUGGAGGAUAGAGGUGUGUGUAUUUGUGCCUACUCUGUACAAUGGUAACAUUUACAUUUAUUGCUCUGCCCACUUCUAACCCUGGCUCUUCCCUCCACUGAGAUGUGGCCCCUAGAAGUUUGUCUAGAAGUGCCUCUGUUGCACUGAAGGUGUAGCAUGUCUCUGGGGAUUAUUUCCCCGUCCCCAGUUCCACACUUUCAGGGAGCCUAAGUACCUUGGAGGUGCACAAACAAGCCCCAGAUCUCUUUCCAAGCUUGAAUGGGGGGUGGGCAGGAAUCAUGCUUGGAGACAGGACACUGCCUCUCUCUAGUGUUCACACAUUUUACAAGGCCAGCCUUCAUCAGCCUGGUACCCUUCAGAUGUUUCUGAACUAUAGCACCCAUCAUCCCUGACCCUUGCUACAUGCUGGCUUGAGCAAACAGGGUAGUUGUUGUGGAAACAUUUGAAGGGCACCAGAUUGGGGGAAGUUGAUCAAUGAAAAUCCUGGGGAGAAGAACUGAGGGUGUGCUCAAAUGUUCGGGAGCCAGCAUAUUUUCCAGUGUCAGCUCCACAGAGGGACACAGACACAGACAGAUAUGCUUUUGUCACUACCUUCAGGCUGAUAUCCAGGGACCUGGGUUUUCCUCAACCCCAUGUGCUUUGUUUCUGGUGUGGAUUCAAAGAAGUUGACUAGCUUUUCUCCCAUGCAAUUUACCCUGUAGUAAGAGGGAGAUGGAAUUACCUGAUUUUGUGGGGAUGUCAUAAAGCCAACAUUUGACUCCUGCUAAAGCAAAAAUCUAAUCUUCCUCUUUUUUUAGAAAGGGAAUAAAGGAGCAGGCUGAAGUAGUUUCGACUUUGUUUAAAUUAAUGGUCCCUUUGUUUAAAUUAAUGGUCCCUUUAACCCACUUUGGCUAAGACUGAAACAGGACCAAUUUUGGACUCUCUCUGAUGCAAAUCCUCCAGUCUCUUCCCUGUAAGGUUUGACAAUUCAUUUGCUAUUCCCUCCGCCCUGCUGCACCAUGCCCCACAUUGCUGCAAUUUUUGACCUGCCAGCAUUGUAGACAAUGUCAUAUUCAUAAAAGCAGGGUGGACAGGCGCUGUCAGUAACACCAGAUAUCUGUCAGCCUUACAUAAUUUUGCAGUGCUUCUGUUGAGCCACUGUGCACGUUCAUCCUGCAAGUUUCAAAACCAUUUUUCACAGCACAGCAUGCUACAUUCUCAAUCCUCACGGUAUUUUCUUUGAAAUCCUUUUAAACAUGGUUUUGUAUUUGAGGAGCAUCCAUCUUCUCCCUAGAUUUUCUUUCAGAACCUUGCGUGCCAAAAUGACACCGGCCAAUCUGGUCUUACCAUCUUUUCUGUGAAGGCUCACUUAAAUUUUCCGUGUCUGUUAUGCUCAUCAUUCUUAAAGGCGCCAGUUCCUCAGCUGCAAUACAACGUUCAGCACUCAGUUAUGCAUGCCGUGUGAUGAAGGUAGAUGUGUCCAGCCAUAUGACAGAGUUCACUGUGCAUUUGAAUUCUGGUUUUGAAGUCACAACGGUCCUCUCCUGAAGGUUUCAACAUAAUUCUAAGGAGGAAAACACACACAUACACAACACCACAAAGUGUUGCAUCAACAACCUUAAGGACUUGUUCUUUUCUCAGGCCGCUAGGAAGACACACAGAUUUCCCAUGUAAUGCUGAAUUGCAAAGGGUGAAAUUACACAGAACCCUUAAUUGUAUAACAGCAACUGUCACUUU